This is a messenger RNA of Rangifer tarandus platyrhynchus (Svalbard reindeer), 408 nucleotides long. The record is from the annotation of a GenBank genome assembly. NCBI's taxonomy places the organism in Eukaryota, Metazoa, Chordata, Mammalia, Artiodactyla, Cervidae.
AUGGAGAGGGGCAGGCCAGACUUGUUUGCGUCAGCCUGCGGUCAGCGACGACUCAGUUCUCUCGGAGGCUCCCUCGAGCGGGAGGAGCGAGCUUACGGCCCGCUCGCGGCUCCCGCCCCUGCCUGUCGCUCUGGACCUCCACGUGGCCCGUUCGUGCAGCCCUCUGCCUUCUCGCCCCUCCAUUCCAGCGUUUUGCGAUCCCCUGGCCGGACCCGAGUGGGCUCUGCCCGCUCGGAGGGGCAUUCACCUCACCUAGCCCGCAGUAUCCUAGGCCAAUGUUCUGAGGCUGUUUGCAUACCCACAGUGACGAGGACACUCUUUUACAAGGCAGCCACAACUCUCCAGGAUGUCCCUGUGUCCAAGUCCAAUUGCCUAGAGGAUACCUGCCCUCACAUAGCCCAGAAGUGA